Molecule: messenger RNA, 297 nt
Organism: Opisthorchis viverrini
Lineage: Eukaryota; Metazoa; Platyhelminthes; Trematoda; Opisthorchiida; Opisthorchiidae
Exons: 2
Source: RefSeq, a predicted model, not a curated record
GAAACUACUCACAAGGUUGCUGAAAACUUUUCGACAGCCCACGACCGGUUUCGCCCUUCUUGGGGCUCAUCAGAUAGGCGCAGUCCCCGAGUUUCCGUCAACCUUAUGAUCUACUUGAAUGAAGCUACCCACAAGAAUACUGAAAAAUCUUCGACAGCUCACGACCGGUUUCGCCCUUCUUGGGGCUCAUCAGGUAGGCGCAGUCCCCUAGUUUCCGUCAACUUUAUGUUUUACUUGAAUCCAAAUCGGACAGAUUUCUACAAAUACACUCAUUUGCAAAUGAUAUUUGUCAACUAA